Musa acuminata AAA Group (dessert banana) is the source of this 1433-nucleotide messenger RNA. Its product is annotated as B3 domain-containing protein LFL1-like. Gene Ontology annotation, molecular function: DNA binding; DNA-binding transcription factor activity. Lineage: Eukaryota; Viridiplantae; Streptophyta; Magnoliopsida; Zingiberales; Musaceae. The record is from RefSeq and is a predicted model, not a curated record. The transcript is spliced from 7 exons. Bases 584 to 1321 code for a protein of 245 amino acids.
UCGUAGUUAUAUAUGCUUAUUCCCGCUGAUGGUUGGCUCCGAGGUGUGUAUACUGUGGAUGUGUUAAAAAGGGUCGAAUCCGUCAUAUCACGGGUGAGAGAUGUUGAGCUUCGACUCAUAGCCGAGCCGCAGGGAGAGGGGAGGCGGGGCGGGGAAGGCAGUAAGUGGAGUUUUUACCUUUGGCCUCUUCUCUCUCCUUCGGCCAUUGAUCGUAGCUGGCUGGAGAAGGGGAGACGAACGACGAGUGUAAGCAGUGGAAGAGAGAGAGCGAGAAAAGAAAGAGACCAUUGAUUGAUUCCCGGUGCAGCCAAGUCAGAGCCCUUCCAACACUUGGCCGUCCCUCCUCAGAAACAUCCACCACUCACGAACCUGUUCCCCAACCCCUUUUUCCCAUCUCCCCUGCCCUCUUCUCCGAACCUCCCACCCUCCUCUUCCUCCUCCUAUCCUCAUUGCAUUUAUUUCCCCACCCCCCGCCCUCCUCUUUCCUCUCGCUCUAUCUAUACUUCUCGUAUUCACCACCACCAUCAUCAUCUCGACCUUUCCCAUUCCCACCACUAGCUAAGCGACAGUCGUUGCCGCUGCCAUGGCCGGGACGAGCAAGCUGGAGGCGCCCGUCGCCUCCUCCCUCAGCAGCCCCCUCGACGCGGCGGAGCACCGAGCCACCCGACGGAGGAAGAUGGUCGCCAAGCAGCGCGGCCGAAGGACCCGCCGUCGCCCUGCGUCCGACGCCGACGCGGCCUCUGGAUCCGUGCUGGAUUUGAAUGUGCCAGCCCUUGAUCCUGAUCAAGCUGUGGAUGGUUUGAGAUUUCUGCUGCAAAAGGAGCUCAGGAACAGUGAUGUUAGCCAACUCGGAAGAAUCGUUCUCCCAAAGAAAGAAGCAGAGUCCCACCUUCCUAAUCUGACCUCCAGGGACGGCAUCGCCAUAAACAUGGACGAUUUGGAGAACCUUCAAGUCUGGACCUUCAAGUACAGAUUUUGGCCCAAUAAUAGGAGCAGGAUGUACAUACUGGAGAACACGGGCGACUACGUCAAGGAGCAUCACCUCGAGCUUGGGGAUUUUAUCAUGAUAUACAAGGAUGACAGCAAAGACCGAUAUGUAAUUCGAGCCAAGAAGGCCGGAAGCUCAGAGCCUUCGGUUGCACCUGCAGAUGACGGGAUCUUCGACUCCAUCUUGCCGGACAUUGUGGUCGGCAGCGUGAGAUACUCGGACCUCUUUUUGCCACUGGCGGAAGGCAUGAACGUUGCAUAUGGCUACGGACUAAGCUACGCGUUCGAGGAAGAUUUCCCCAUGACAUUCCCUGAUGGAAGCACCGGGAGCUAACCAGUCGGUGCCCAUGUUCGGAUGGGAGCCCGUCAUUUAACUAUGUUUGUGAUUCUCAUGACUUCAAACAUACACUACACCUUAAAAUAAGCAGCAACCACAAAACUCUCCA